AUGCCCCGAAGAGAUUCGCUCCUCUUCCUCACGCUAUUCGCGGCCACGUUUUUUUACUUUGCGGCGCUCGUCCACUGGCGCGCCGCAGCGGCGCAACAACUGCCUAGCUGGCGCCACACCACCGCCGGCUUGGCGAACACCAACCUCAGCGUCCACCUCGUCCUCGCGACGCUCAAGGCCGAUGACAUUUCGUGGACGUCCAAGCUCGACAUCCCCAACCUCAGAGUCAUCCGCUAUGUCAGCGACGACCCGGCCGCGCAGUACCGCCCGCCGGUGCCGCGCAAGGGCCGCGAGGCCCUCAUCUACCACACCUACUUUUACGACUUUUACGACGACCUGCCCGACUUGUCCAUCAUGAUCCACGCCGAAGAGAGACCCUGGCACACGGAGGGCGUGCUGCAGCAGUCCAUGGCGUUCGCCCUGUCGCAGCUGGACCUCGAGCGGGCUCGCCAGCGCGGCUACGCGAACCUGCGCGUCAGCUGGGAGAAUGCGUGCCCGGCCUGGCUCGACACGACAAAGACGCCCGAGGACUCUGAGAAACAGGAGGAGCCGUACAUGCGCGAGGCGUUUGAGGCCAACUUUGGGCCGCCCCUCGAGGUGCCUCGCAUCCUGGCCGGGCCGUGCUGCUCGCAGUUUGUCGUCACCAAGGAGGCCGUACGGCGGCACCCGCGCAGCCAGUACCAGCGCAGCCGCGACUGGCUCGUCGAGACGGGAUGGUCGGAUUACAUUGCCGGCCGCACGUGGGAGCACAUGUUUCCUUGGCUCUUCCGCGGCAAGGCAGUCGACUGUCCUAGUGAGGCCGAGGCGUACUGCAGCAUGUACGGCAUCUGCUUCGAGAGGGCCGAGGCGGCGGCCCGCUACAACAGGCUCUGGCAGGAGAAGCGGGAUCUGAUGGAAGCGACAGAGGUGUUGCGGGAGAUUCUGGACCCCCAGGCGGGUGUCAAGGCGAGGGCGCGCAUGGCUGAGAUUGACGCCAUUUUGCGAGAAGGGAUAGUAGAUGCGUUGAAGAGGGGCCAGGACGAGGUGCGGAGGUCAGCAGCAUUCGACAAUCUUUUCAAGAGUUGA
This is a messenger RNA of Akanthomyces muscarius, 1065 nucleotides long. RefSeq lists its product as uncharacterized. The record is from RefSeq and is a predicted model, not a curated record. Bases 1 to 1065 code for a protein of 354 amino acids. Lineage: Eukaryota; Fungi; Ascomycota; Sordariomycetes; Hypocreales; Cordycipitaceae. The transcript has a single exon.